Halichondria panicea is the source of this 1646-nucleotide messenger RNA. RefSeq lists its product as uncharacterized. The transcript has 2 exons. NCBI's taxonomy places the organism in Eukaryota, Metazoa, Porifera, Demospongiae, Suberitida, Halichondriidae. Bases 96 to 1535 code for a protein of 479 amino acids. Gene Ontology annotation, molecular function: ubiquitin-protein transferase activity; zinc ion binding. The record is from RefSeq and is a predicted model, not a curated record.
UGGUCUCGAGGCUAGAUCUAUAUAGUGAUAUUCAUGGCCAAAACAUCAAUUCUAGGAACUCCCCUGUACAUGUAUAUUUACCAGCUCAAAACAAAAUGGCAGAGAAACCAACCACUUGUCCAGUGUGCAGUGAUGACUCUAAGGGCCUCAUACCUAUUCCAUGCUGUAGGUAUGGUUGCUGUAAGAAAUGCUUGGAAAAGAUAUCUGAGAAUAAUAUAAAUAAUGAAGUAACUUGUCCACAGUGUCAACAAAAACACAAGGUAUACAUACAGGUGCCAACCGGAGGUGUUGAGGACUGGAGGGAUGCCACUGAGCAAAGGAAGCAAUUAGAAACUGUUACUCCACAGAAAAUACCUACGGAAAGCCCUCCCACAUUGAGAAAGUGCUCUGUACACGACAAAUAUGAUAAAGAAUGCUAUUGCAAGACUUGUGACAAGUUGAUCUGUUUCAGAUGCUUUGCAGAAGGGCACAACGGUCAUGAAAAUGGGUUUAUCGAUCAGAACACGAGAAGAGAAGUCCAGGAAAAGAUACACACGCUCAUUAGUGAUACCAAGGCUACAUUCACAAAAGCUCAAGAGCAUUUUGAAUAUAUCAACAGCAUUGAGAUAGCGAAAGGGGAAAGGAAAGAAAAAGAACACUUAGAAUCUCAAAUAAAGGAGCACUUUGAUCCGAGGAUUGCACAACUUCAACGACAACGAGAUGAAACAUUAAAAGAAGCCGAAGAGGAAUGCAACGGAGACCAGAAAAAGAUUUGGAGUAGACAAACAAAGUUUGAAGACGCCAUUAAAAACUACAAGAAAGCUCUAGAUGACUCGGAAGAGAUAGUUGAAUCUGACAAUGACCAGAAAGUUAUACAAGAUGGUCAAGAUAUUAUAAACGCCUUGCAAAAUGUCACAAAGCUAGGACUAGAUCUGAAAGACACAGAAGCAUUAGAAUUGGAAUCUAGGAAAUAUACACCACCAAGUUCUGAAGAUCUGGGUAAAAUAGAGCUAGUUACGACAGAACCAGAACUGAUACUUGACCCUAAACUUAUCCCACAAACGGUAUACCUCAAAGAAGAAGUACGUAUUGAACUGCAAGUGUCCCUGAAAAUUGGAGAGUACGAAUCGAAAAAGAAAGGAGUGUGCAAGCCAUGUGUGAAGAUAACCCACGGUCACAACCAGGUCGAGAUACCAGAUCACACUAUCGAGAGGAAAGAAGACAAAUGGUUGAUUUCUUUCCACCCAGUUGUUGCAGGGCACCACUCAAUCGUUGUGAGUGUAGAAACAGACUUUGCAUGCAAGAAAAUCAGCAAUAGGAUGGACCACUCGAUCAAAGUCAAGGGGAAAAAAUCGAUUCAGCGAGGAGACACGGUGGAGAGAGGGCCAGACUGGUGCCAACAAGACGAGAGGCAAGAAGUAGGAACGGUUCUUAAAGUGGACGAGGGGAAGGUGCAGGUAAAGUGGGUGGACAAGGAGGAGGAGUGGUUUAAGUGGGGGCUCGGCGGCUCGUUUGAAGUGCAGCUGAAACACGUGGACAGCAAAAAAGAAGCAUAAACAAUCCCCUAGUAAUUGUACUGCUACAGUAUAUAGUUGAAAUGUGUGCAUUGUCAAGAGCAAUUAUUACCCAAGUUUGAUGAUAAUAAUAUUAAUGAUUACAUCUAUAUG